AUGUAUGACCUAAAUUAUGACUACCCAGAAUACAACUAUAACAGAAGUGAUGUAUAUUUUGUGUCGUCGAAUGAUACAGAUCAUUUGAUUGGUUUAGCACAUGUUCUGAAUUUGUACCUAAUUCCAAUUAUAGCUAUAUUAGGAAUUCUAGGAAAUUUGUGCUCAGUGCUUGUGUUUUUGUGCUCACCAUUUCGAUAUUUUCCGUGCAGUAUGUACCUAACUGCGGUGGUGGUUUCAGACACUGGGUUUCUGUCCGCGCUUUUACUGGGAUGGGCGAUAAGCCUGAAACCAGAUUUGACGUUAACACCCGGAUGUUGUCAUAUUAUGGUUUAUAUCACGUAUGUUUGCAGUUUCCUGUCUGCCUGGUACGUCGUACUAAUGAUGUUAGAACGUUACAUAGUUGUGUGCUAUCCGUUACGAGCUCCUGUCAUCUGGAACAAGUCAAAAUCAAGAGUUGCUAUUUGUGUGAUAACGUUUAUAGCUGUUGUGUUAUAUUUACAUAGCUUUAUAACGACUGGUGUGAUCGAGACACCCUAUGGUCAUACAUGUACGUCACUUCCGUCUUAUUUACGAUUUGUCGUCAUUUUCACAUAUGUAGACUCCGUCAUCACGUUUGUUGUGCCUUUUAUCGCAAUCUUGUUUUUUAAUCUACGGAUUAUUUACGCGAUCCACAACUUCCGGCGGAAACACCAAUUAUUGCUAUCACAUGGUCAUCCGAAACGCUCGUCAUUUAUCGGAGUAUUGUCGCAGGCUCAGAUCCGAUCGACGAAGAUGAUUGUUCUUGUUUCCAGUGUUUUUCUUGUUCUUUAUUUACCAAGCUACGCGAUUAGAUUGUACAUACUGAUUAAAGUUUUAAUUCAGAAUUCAGCGCCACGGGAUGAAAAUUAUCAGCUGGAGAUCGCUCAACAUAUCUGUCAGUUUCUCUAUUAUUUGAACUUCGCUGUGGAUUUUUUUGUCUACACAAUUUCAAGUCGAAAUUUCAGACGAAACAUUUCAAGACUGGUGAAAAAGAUUUUCAGAAUUCAGUAA
Lottia gigantea (owl limpet) is the source of this 1029-nucleotide messenger RNA. RefSeq lists its product as hypothetical. Lineage: Eukaryota; Metazoa; Mollusca; Gastropoda; Lottiidae. The record is from RefSeq and is a predicted model, not a curated record. The transcript has a single exon. Bases 1 to 1029 code for a protein of 342 amino acids. Gene Ontology annotation, molecular function: G protein-coupled receptor activity. Gene Ontology annotation, cellular component: plasma membrane. Gene Ontology annotation, biological process: G protein-coupled receptor signaling pathway.